GGCGCAGGCAAUAGGCGAGUAGGCGACACACCGCAUAUGACAUAAGUCAAACUGCUAUUUUACUUUAACUUUUACUGUUUUUAUUUAUUUAUAUUGAAUUCAAAAAUUCAUAAUCAAGAAAUACACAGAAUAAUAAGUAUUUUAAAACGUAUACCUACACAUGUUUAAUAAUAAUAAAGAACGGCUUUUCUAACAUGGAUGACCAGGCUAAAUCUCUGAAGUAUUUAGUGUCGGUAGAAAAGUUGGCGGAUGAAAUUUUGAGUGACAAGCGUGAAAUAGUACUAUUAGAUAAGAGAAGGAACCAAAACCGUGAAGCAUUGAGAGAUCUCGCUAAGACAAAUCAAAAGCAGUGCUGGGUUACUGUUGGCUCAGUACUCGUUAAACAUGACAUUGAAGCUACCAAAGCAUUGUUAGAAGCUGAUCAGAAGCAACUUAAUAUAGACAUUAACAAGCUGCGUAGUAAUCUUAAAGUAAAAGUUAAUGAUUUAAGAGAUUUGGAAAUGCAGCCACCUGUACCAGGAUUAAUGUUAGUACCAAUGUCAGAUAAAGAAACAAAAGCAUUCUCUAGAGCAGGUUUAAUAAACUACUAAUGAGGAUUCAAUCAUUAUGAAAUUAUAGCUGAAUCAGUGAACCUUUUAAUAGCAUGAUUAGUAAUCUGUAAAGCAAAUAAUGAUGGGGUAGUGGGGUAUUGAAGGGUAUUCAUAACAAACAAAAUAAUUAUAGAAGUGUAUUAAAGUUUGAAAUACAAAUAUAUUUUUUAUGAACCAUAUAAAUUACUUACACUCAUUUCUUUGUUUUAAA
Messenger RNA from Zerene cesonia (dogface butterfly), 801 nucleotides. It is a transcript of the gene Pdrg1, whose product is annotated as p53 and DNA damage-regulated protein 1. Bases 195 to 590 code for a protein of 131 amino acids. The record is from RefSeq and is a predicted model, not a curated record. The transcript has a single exon. NCBI's taxonomy places the organism in Eukaryota, Metazoa, Arthropoda, Insecta, Lepidoptera, Pieridae. Gene Ontology annotation, cellular component: prefoldin complex. Gene Ontology annotation, biological process: protein folding.